Triticum dicoccoides is the source of this 2991-nucleotide messenger RNA. Its product is annotated as serine/threonine-protein kinase D6PKL2-like. The transcript is spliced from 2 exons. Gene Ontology annotation, biological process: protein phosphorylation. Lineage: Eukaryota; Viridiplantae; Streptophyta; Magnoliopsida; Poales; Poaceae. The record is from RefSeq and is a predicted model, not a curated record. The coding region runs from base 77 to 1480 and encodes 467 amino acids. Gene Ontology annotation, molecular function: ATP binding; protein kinase activity.
GUCCCCGCACUUGCCACAUCCAGCCCGGAGCAGACCCGCCUCAGCUCGCCUCACCUCACCAUUCACCGCAGCAGCAAUGCCUCCGGACGGCGACGCGGAGCUGGCGGCGGACGAGCUGCAGAGCCUCAGCUUCGGCUCCUCCGAGCGCUCCCGCUCCGCCUCCACCGUCUCCACCGCCACGGCCUCCUGCUCCACCUCCUCCUCCUCGGGGCUAAUCGGCGUCCCCGCGCCGCGCUCCUCCGCCCUUGCCCCGCGCCUCGGCACGGUGCAGCUCUCCGACAUCCGCUUCGUGCGGAGGCUCGGGGCGGGGGACAUCGGCAGCGUCUACCUGGCCGAGGUGAAGGGCAAGGGCGGGGCGCUGGUGGCGGCCAAGGUGAUGGACCGGAAGGAGCUCCAUGGCCGGAACAAGGAGGGCCGUGCGCGCACGGAGCGCGAGAUCCUCGAGGCCGUCGACCACCCGUUCCUCCCGCGCCUCUACGGGGUCGCCGAGGGCGAGCGCUGGUCCUGCCUCCUCACCGAGUUCUGCCCCGGCGGCGAUCUCCACGUGCUCCGCCAGAGACAGCCGCACCGCCGAUUCUCCGAGGCCGCCGUCAGGUUCUACGUGGCGGAGGUGGUGGCCGCGCUGGAGUACAUCCACAUGCUGGACAUCGUGUACCGGGACCUCAAGCCGGAGAACGUGCUGGUCCGCGCCGACGGCCACAUCAUGCUCACCGACUUUGACCUCUCCCUCAAGUGCGACCCGACGGCCCCGACUCCGGCGCACGUUAUCUCCGACCCCAUCGGCCUCACCGGCCGCUCCUCCGCGUCAUCCACCUUCAUCAUACCUUCCUGCAUCGUACCGUCGGUCUCGUGCUUCAGCCUCUUCCCCGGCCGCGGCCGCCGGCGCCGGCGCCGCAAGAAGGCCUCGAGUGGCAGUGGCGGCGGAGGCGUGAACAGCAGCAGCCUCCCCACCGGCGUGCUCGACCUGGAGUUCGUUGCGGAGCCGGUGGAGCUCCGGUCCAUGUCGUUCGUGGGCACGCACGAGUACCUGGCCCCGGAGAUCGUGUCCGGCGAGGGCCACGGCAGCUCAGUGGACUGGUGGACGCUGGGCAUCUUCAUCUUCGAGCUCCUCUACGGGGUGACGCCCUUCAAGGGGUACGACAACGAGAUGACCCUGGCCAACAUCGUGGCCCGCGCGCUCGAGUUCCCCAAGGACCCCUCCGUGUCGUCUGCCGCCAGGGACCUGGUCACCGCGCUGCUCGCCAAGGACCCGGCGCGCAGGCUUGGCGCCACGGUCGGCGCGGCGGCCAUCAAGCGGCACCCCUUCUUCAACGGCGUGAACUGGGCGCUGCUCCGGUGCGCCAUGCCGCCGUACGUGCCCCAGCCUUUCAGCGCCGCGGUCGUGACGGCCGCUGGCUCCGGCCCGGGGAAGAAGAACAACCCCGACGACGACGACAUGUCGGACGACAGCAGCCCCGGCACGCCCGUGGAGUACUACUAGAUCGGAUCAGACACAAGGAAGCUCCCACGCACGCACGUACGUGCAACCAACAAGAUGCUGCCACUGGCGGGGCCCAAGCUGGAAGCUCGUACCACCCUUGCCCGACCCUGGCGCACGUGGUCGGGAGCGGUGGACCGCCCUGGAUGGCGCGCACGAGGCGACCUUUGGUUGGAAGCUGGGCGCGCGCGCGGCCAGGCGCGGCGCUGUCGCGUCAAAUAGUUGCCGGCUGCGGCUUCGUGCGUGCAUAGGCCAAAUUUCGUGUUUUGACCCUUUUUGAAAAGAAAAUCGGGAUAUGACCCCAGUUCGGAAAAAAUUCGGGAUCUGACCCUUUUGCCUACCGCCAGCAGGCCUGGCGGUAGGAUUGCAUGCCCUACCGCCAUAGCCUACGGCGGUAGGCCAUUCGAUGGCGACUGACGGCCGUUGGCAGCCGCUGACGUGGAAAAGGGCCUACCGCCAUCCCCUACGGCGGUAGGUUACUGGAGCCUACCGCCAUAACCUCUGGCGGUAGGGUCCUGUGUUCUGGAUAAGGUGGGGAGGGGCUGGAUAUCCCCCCCCCCCCUCAACCACUCAUUCAGCCCACAUCACCUCUCCACCGAGCUCAACACUCCCCCCCUCUUUCUUUGAAGCACAAGAGCCUCCCAAAUCUCUCUCAUUUGUUUGAGAUUUCUCCGGUGGAUUCUUACCAUUUUCAUCACUGAAGGUGGCUCUCUCAUUUUCCCUCAUUUUGAUUGGUUGAUAUCUUUGUUUACUUUGCAUUUGCUCAUUUGAUUGCAAACCCUAGCUCAUUAUUUUCGUGUGGUCAAAUCAAUUACUAUGAUCCAUUUAGGUUUAUGUUUGUGGUUUCCUUAUGUAUGAUGUGCUUAGAAUAGCUUGUAGAAAAGUUUGUGUGCCUAGAUCUAGUGCUAGUCUUAAUGUACAUAAUGGGGGUUAGGUUAUGCUUAAGAAAGCAAUUAAAGCUAAGUUACUUUAAUAGCAACUUUUCGAAUUGUAGGAUGGCACCGUUCGUUUUCUUUGAAACUUCUGCUGAGGCGGCGGCGAACCGUGAACGCGAAUUGAUUGAGGAAAAGAUGAACUUGUGGAUCGAAGCCAUUGAUGCGUUGAAUGCGGAGUGUAGGGCCUUUUCAUAUAAUUAUUUCAAUAAAGACCGUUCCGAAAAUUUUAUAACAAAAAAGGAGAGGCUGAUGAAGAAGCUCAAGACGGCGGAAGAAAAUUGUAGGCGUGAUCUUGCAAUGCAAAUUACAUUCUGUGCGACAACGGCAGAAUAUGCUGAGAUAGACAUGGGCAAUCAUGGUCAGGUCAUUGAUUGGUUAGUUCGCCAACCAUUCUCGUCGGAUGAGAACCGUGCAUCUCGUUGGGCAUGGGUCAAAGAAAGAAAUGAUGUUAUUUGUUGCAACCCGGGACCGUACGCCGCAUAGUAUUGCAUGAGGCUAUGUAAUCUUUGUCAUUUGAACUAUAAUGACAUGUACCCUAUGCUUGGUCGUCGUUUGAACUACUAUGACUUGUACCCUUAA